UCGCGCCUCCUGUCUCAGUGCUUGACAGGCCGGCAAGCUCUUAGGAUCCAUUGGGUUUCUACCAGUCCGUCACAUCGCUGCCCCUCGCACACGAUCACCCUCUUUCGUCACCUGAUUUUUUUUCGGGAUUUGGACUGGAUAUAUUAGUGGUGAUUGGUAUUCCCGGAUCCGAGGGUAAUUAGCAUGGGAGACUGGUAUCCGCGACAAUAGUAUACCUGAUGGUGCCGGCCGAGUCAGAGUACCGAAAGUGUAACAUUGCGAUCAGGAAAAGAGGCGAAUAGUCGCGCGACACGAGUGAGGGACGUAGAAUUUAUUCUAACGUCAAAAAUUGAGGUAAUCAGAUCAGAUUUCGCAUGAUGACGAUUCUAAAGCCGAUGAACUGACAUGAAACAGGAUCUGUCACUGAACGAUCACGCGGUGUUUUGGAAAAUAAUAAGCUGCUGCUGAAGAUCAUGAAGAUACCCCAAGUCAUAUGAUCUCCAGACUAUCCAGGACACUUUACACAAAAUAUCGAGAUAUUCUAAAGUGCCUUGUGAUUUCUCUCUCUCUCUCUCUCUUUCUCUCUCUCUUUCUCUCUCUUGCAGUGAUUGGUGUGCGUGAGAACGGAUUGGUGAACACCAUAAAAAGUGGAGCAAAUCGCUCGAAAAAUAUCUGAAUAUCUUUUUCACCAUAUUUUCUGCAUAAGCCGAAAAGAUUUGUUUCGUUGUCAAAAAUUUCAUAAAGUUCCGAGUUAAUAACUUCACGACGUAAGAAGGAAGAAAGCGAAACUGGAUUGCGAUCGAGGCCGGUCGCCUUCUUGCGACGGAGCAUCGUCUUCGUCAGGGCACGAUAAGGGGACCAGGAAGUUUGUGCAAGAGAAGAACAUAUGGUUGCGCAAGUUCAGGAAGAAGUUACAGAAGACGUUACGACAAGGAAAAAGACUUUUUUUCGUGAAGAUAGCCGGAGAUACGCAGAAAGAAGUAGACAUAAAUAGAAGGGAAAAUUUAUAAGGAUCGAAGAUCAACGACUUUAUUAUCGAAAAGAAAACAAAAUUACGAGAAAAUCUAAGAUCCGCAGAAAAGGUAAAACAAAUUUGAGGAGAGCGAGCGAUGAUGCUAUCGAUCAUCUGAUCAUUCCUGUCGUGACGAAGGCCGAUCGUAGUUGAUUCAACCAAGGGCGACCUUGAACAAAAUGGUCACGAGGGCGCUGCUAUUACUCUCGUUGGUCCUCCUCGGUGCCUUCGACGCCCCCGGCAUCGAGAGAACCCAUGUUCGGCACUUGGCGAUGGCCGGUAACGCUUGCAACGCCUGCAGGAUGCAUGAGGAGAUCCGCGCGCUCAGUUUGGAGGCUAUCAAAGAACAGAUCCUGAAUAAACUCGGUUUGAAACAGGCGCCUAACAUGACGGGUCGGGCGCUGCCAAGAAUCCCACCGAUCUCGAAACUGAUGGACAUGUACGGGAUGCAGGCUGAUCAGCCACCACUCGAGCCUGGUAUCACGCACCACGAAGAGAUUGACGAGUACACCGCCAAAACGGAAAGCGUCUUUGCCUUGGCGCAACCACAUCAAAGGCUAAGGCAUUCAAAGGGCAACUUAGACGUGUUGUACUUUAAAUUCUCCGACAAAGUCAUUCAGCAUCGCGUUACUAAAGCAGAAUUAUCUUUGUGGAUAUGGGGUGUCAAUCAAGAAACCGCGGAGCUCGGCGAAUCGAUCGAUCUAGAAGAUCAAGAUGCUGGUCCGGUAACAAUCACGUUACAGAGGAUUCUUCGGGGCGCAACUGAGACUGGCGGACCCCUAUUGGGUCCACCUCUCACCACGAAGCACCCUCGACUGUUUGGACGACGGGGAGGUUGGAUCACGAUCGAGCUCAAACGAAUGGUGGCCGAGUGGUUCAAACAUCCCCGGGACAAUCUUGGAGUGGCUUUGAAGAUCACUGGAUCCGGCGGGAAUCAUCGCAGGAAUUCGCCUCGAUUGGUCGAGACCAAUCCCGGCGCAGAAUACGCACCGUAUCUCGAAGUGCAGAUGCAGGAACUCGAUUCGCGAAGAAGCUCUAGGAUCAAGAGAAACGUGGGACUCAAUUGCGACGAGGCUAGUCAGGAGACUAGGUGUUGCCGGUAUAAGCUAACAGUGGACUUUGAAAAAUUUGGCUGGGAUUGGAUAAUCGCACCGAAAAAAUACGAUGCCAAUUACUGCUCGGGUGACUGUCCGAUGGCUUUUCUUCCGGCCUAUCCCAAUACGCAUAUCGUCAGCCUAGCAGAACCGCCGAAUAAUACUGGACCAUGCUGCGCGCCUAGAAAAUUGUCCGAGAUCACGAUGCUGUACUUCGACAAUGAGUAUCAGAUCGUGUUCUCGCGACUACCGGGCAUGGUAGUCGAGAAGUGUGGCUGCUCAUAGUCCACCUACGAGUCAGACGGGAUGACGAGAGCAACGUGGAGAGCCCCUUACAAGACAACGUCCCGCGAUGCUCUCCUUCUGAUCAAUUCCGAUAAUCAUCAUCGUUGUCCUCAUCAAUCGUCGUCAAUUGUCGUCGCCGCGUUCUCGGCGAUUCCUCAUCCGAUAGACUGAAAGUGCCUUGUUCGGAGAGUGGUCGCGUGAUGCGGAUCCCUUCGGAGCGCGAGACAGCAGAGACGUAAAGUGUGCGGGUGGUGAUUCGCGAGGAUCUCCUCGAAGACUGUGCGCUGGAUGCCAAGGAGGAACUCGUGUCGUCAGCGGCAGGUAUCCCGAUGGUGAUCCAUGGCAAAGCGGAUAGUUCCUAGAGUCACGGUAUUAUUUUUAAGACGCCGAUACGUUUGCACCUGAUCCACGUAUACGACCUCGGGAUUAUAAAUCUCCAAGACACGAAUUUCCUAUUCCUCGAAGGCAGGAGCGAGAGAACCUGGGGUAUUUAUAAUAUUAUGAAUUUAAAAAUUACUAUAUGUUUUCUAUAUUCGUAGAAGUUUAACACGGUGAUAAGCAGUAUAAAACUUGGAAAUUUCCACUCUCACAUCUCCUUCGCGAGACUUUCAAUAAAUUGCAGCGAAGAAUAUAAUUCGAUCAUUUUCAAUAUGGCGAAAUUGUGUUGAAAAAAUAUAAUAUUUUUGUCUCUUUUAUUUCUUUAUAUUGCAAACAAAAUAUACACUAAUUGAGAUCGUCGACGAUCGAUGGAAACGUGUUGGCCAACAGAUCUCGGUGUACAGUAAAAUCGUUGUUUUUCUAAUGAUUUUUCCUCUCCCUUUCCCCAUCCCUUCGUCUUUCUAUAAUAUAUUAUAUAUAGAUAUUAUAUAUAAUUUUUGUCAUUAUGAUCGUUUUUUUAGCAAAUUGUGAGAGUGUGUGUGCGAGAGAGCGUUUCGAAUUGUGUAAAUAAGUUGUAGCAAAAGAGUAUGGUGUUGCUUCGCUGAGACUCCUGGAUCCUGAAAGGAUCUAAUAAGGAUGUUAUUUGUAUAUCGGCGACUCUGUCCUUCGCUUUUCUAAAACGCGAGUAUGGUUUUAAAUAAAUUGUAAUUACACACACGAUGCGAUAUCUGAAGUUUGAAAUUCUUCGAUACGGCGAAAAUUGAAAAUUUCGCAAAAAUGUUUACGAUCGCAAAAAAUAAGUAUUGAACAUUUUUUUCUAGAUAAAUAAACGUUAUUCGCGCAACAAACGCGAAAUUCUCAUAACUUUCUUCAUAACUUAUUAAGUAUUAAUAGCUGCAUUUUAACGAAUCGGGAGAUGCACUUAUUAAGAAGGGAUAACGACGUUUUUUUUACACGUAUCCCUUCUUGUUUCACGCUUUACGUAAUAUAUUCAAGAAUUGACAAAUAUAUUUUCGGAUAUGAUAAUUCUAAAGAUUCCUUGAUAAGCGUGAAAUCCGAUUAAUUUUAUAGAUUCAUUAGGAUCCGUCUUUGAUCCUUGUAUAAUGCUUAAUUGCAUCAUGAAGGAAAGGAUUAAUGCUAUAAUAUGUAUAGACAUAUCUCUCCGACACUUAAACGAUUCUAGUUAUAUGUAGCGAUGGAAAGCAGUAAAAUUUCGAUGAAUUUAGGUUUUUGUAUAUACUCAAUGAAAAGUGCAAUAAUUGCGAUAAUGUGACAUUUAUCUGAAUCUAUAGCAUCGAGAAGUAAAAUUCUAUUCUAAUUUCAAUCUUUGCUAUAUGGCAAUCUUCAAAAUCGUGCUAAAAAUUUUUUUACGCUGUACGGAGUAACACUUAAUUCCACGUUUUUCCCUCGGCUUCGAGUCAAGUGCACUGUAGUUACAUUUGUUUGUAGUUACAUUUUGUAAAAUAGUAUACGAUAUACGAUCGACUUGCGCGCACCGUCCUUAAACUUUAUGUGAUUUUAAUGGAAAAAAAAACAUAUACAUAUACACGUACGAGUUUAUAAAAAACUCUUUGCGAUUUUUAUAUAAAGCAAUUAUUAGAGUGUAAGAGAAAGCUCCUUGAAAAAUCGAUUCUUUUGUAACUCAUCUCUUCUCUGUCCAGCUGUCCUCUAUCAUCUCAUCCCUUUUUCUUCUUUCAUCACUGUUGUUUUCCUUCGUCCAACUUCGUCCUAUCCAUUUUUCGUUUGUUUGUCAGUGUACCAAUAAUUAAAAAAUAAUAUAUAUAUAUAUAUAUAUAUAUAUAUAUAUAUAUAUAUAUCUUUUUCAAUAUAUGAACAAGGACGGCAAAAAAUGCAUACUUAUAUAUGUAUAAUGUGUACUUCCUAGAUAAUAGCAUAGAUAGAAAAAUAUUUAUUCCAUAAAAUAAACGGUUUUUCGAUGA
Messenger RNA from Camponotus floridanus (Florida carpenter ant), 4688 nucleotides. Its product is annotated as growth/differentiation factor 8. Bases 1171 to 2370 code for a protein of 399 amino acids. The record is from RefSeq and is a predicted model, not a curated record. Gene Ontology annotation, biological process: SMAD protein signal transduction. Gene Ontology annotation, cellular component: extracellular region. NCBI's taxonomy places the organism in Eukaryota, Metazoa, Arthropoda, Insecta, Hymenoptera, Formicidae. The transcript has 3 exons. Gene Ontology annotation, molecular function: growth factor activity; cytokine activity.